UGGUCACACACAUGCACAAACACUCUUCUCUCACACACACAAACACUGACAGGGGCUCAGUCCUGCCUUUAGACAUCAUGGAGAAGAGCUCUCCAGUCUCUUCAGCCACCGCAGCACCCCAGCAGCCCGAUUCGGAAACUGACGGAGAACUCGUCUCCUCAGCAAAGCCUGAGCCCAGAGAGGAGAAGGAGGAUGAGGAAGAAGAGAAGGAAGGAGGAAAGGCUGCUGUGGGGCAGAGCUUAGAUCCGGAGUGGGUGGAAGAGAGGUUCAGGAUUGACAGGAAGAAGCUUGAAACCAUGCUGUAUGCUCCUAAACAAGAAGAUGGAGAGACAGGAGAAGAGUUUUUUGAGAGAGUAAUGAGAGAAACUAAAACUCAGGUGAAAUGGCCGUCCAAGCUGAAGAUAGGAGCCAAAUCAAAAAAGGAUCCACAUGUUAAGGUGGAAGGGAAAAGAGCCAAUGUUACGGAAGCCAAAAAGAAGAUACUAGAAGUGCUGGAAACCAAGGUUAACAAAGUGACUCUGAAAAUGGACGUGGCCUACACAGAGCACUCCCAUGUGAUUGGAAAAGGUGGCGGAAACAUCAGAAAGGUGAUGGAGGUCACGUCAUGUCACAUCCACUUCCCUGACUCCAAUCGCCACAACGCUGCAGGGGACAAAAGCAAUCAGGUUUCUAUUGCUGGGCCUAUAGAAGGGGUGGAAGAAGCCCGGAGGAGGAUAAGAGACCUCCAGCCACUGUCGCUGACUUUUGACCUGCCAGUCAGCUUGGUGCCCCAGACUUUGCCAGAUGCKGGCUCCCCGCUCAUCCAGCAGGUGGUGCAAACUCUGGGGGUCAARGUGAGCUUCAGGGCUGUGCCUCCCCUGCCUCAAGCUCAGCCUCCUUUUUACGGGGGCUCCUGCACAGUCUGGGGGCUGCAGGGCAACACAGUUGCUGUCAAGAAGGCGACCUGCAUCCUGAUGGAGCUCCUGCUCGGGUCAGAGGCUACGGGGGGCGUGGUGAACASCCAGCUGGACGUCACCGCUCAGCAGCAUCUCUUCCUGCUGGGACAGAAUGGAGCACACUUCCUGAGUGUCAUGCACAAGACCCAGGCCCAGAUCAUCCUGCCAGACCUCAGUGCUCCGCAGAAUCCCCCAUCACUACUCAUCCAGGGCAGCCCUGAGGGGGUGUGUCUGGCUCGGCAGCAGCUCAUGGACUGUCUGCCAGUGUGUUUGAUGUUUGACAUGCGUGAAGACGGGGAGGCAGAUCCUUGUAAACUGGCUCAGAUGAUGCAAAACCUGGGAGUCUUCAUUAGUGUCAAACCCAAAGUGAAACAGACCAGCAAGUCAGUUGUGGUGAAGGGUUUGGAAAGGAACAUCUCCUGCCUUUAUGAGGCCCGCCGUCUCCUCCUGGGGCUUGAUGCCUGCGAGACCACCGAGAUACCCACACUGAACCCUGACCUCAUGAUACCCGGCACAGGACUGACCAACUACUGGCUCAACAUGUUGCUGCAGCAGCUCCGGCUCUCUGAACAGGGUUCUACUUCUGCCCUAACAGAGGUGCUACCAGGUGCCAAGCUCCACCCCUCACCUCCUCCAGGCCUCGCUUCUCCUGCAGAGGAGGGCAGGACAGGCCUGAGCAGAACGGACAGCUGGCCGCUGGAGAAGAUCCUCGAAAACGAGUACCAAUCUGGCCAAUCAGAGGACGAGAGCUCUGAGGUCACGGUGAUGUCACCGUCUGAGCUGAAUGACAGCAUCGGCAGUGUGGGGCUGAACAGUCGCAGGGGCAGUCUCCAAGGUCCAGAAAUCACUAAGAUCCUCAGUCAGGGCAGACGUCACUCGACAGGACAGACGCUAAUGUACAGGUUGCUGAACGUAGAGGUGGAGGGAGGAAGAACUGAGCGGAGAAACAUCCUGAGGAGAGAUCUGGCUCAAAAUCUUCCUGCUGAUUCAUCCAAUGCAGAGGAUUAUGACUAUGAGAAGAAGAAACUGCUGGCAACCAGAGCCAUGCAGAGGAAGCCUGUGGUCACUGAGGUCCGAACCCCAACCGACACCUGGAGUGGCCUCGGCUUCUCCAAGUCCAUGCCUGCUGAGGCAGUCAAGGAGCUCCGCAACAUCAGCCGGCGCAGCUACAAACCUUACCUGAGCACGGGCAAUACCCAGCAGUCCUGGGCUGCCCAGACAGGAAAAAUGUGUAACAGCAGCAACUCAGAAAACUGGAGGGACAGACGUGGAUCAUCACCCCAUCCCGUCUCCUCUUCUCCCCCCUCUUCGCCCACCUUCUCGUCUUCCGCUGCCUCCUUUCCUGCAUUCACAUCCUCGCUCAGCAGAAGCAGAUACGACAAACCCUCGGAAAGCUUCGUCAGCGGCAGUUUCUUUGAGGGCGUGUGCUCGAGGAGGGCGUCGACCUGCAGCCAGCGGAGCCCCUCCCCCCUGAUGACAGACGACCUGCCUGAGCUGCUCAGCCAACUCGGAUUGAUCAAAUACAUCGAUGUGUUCGAGCAACAAGAGAUCGACUACCAAACAUUCCUCACUCUGUCCGAUGAAGAUCUGAAAGAAGUUGGCGUCUCUACCUUUGGAGCCAGACGCAAGAUGCUGCUCGCAAUCUCAGACCUGAACAAAAGCAGGAGGAGGCCGUCCGACUCACCUGCCGUCAAGCCCAGCUUCCUGGAAGGAGGCGCGAGCGGCAGGCUCCUACAAACCAUGGAUGUGGAUGCUGCAGCUCAGAGUAACCACUGGUGAGGAGAGAGGCCGGUCAGCUCACAGCUCCACCAGAGGUCGUCUYURAAUUAUACACUCGUGCUGUUGCCAGCCAAUUUCAUUUACCAGAAAUGGAAAAAAAAGGAAAGCACAAAAGCGCAGCAAAGAUAAUGUAAUAUUUAAAUCCAGCAUCUUUUCUUUGGCAGCAAAACCCCAAAGUUUAUUUUCAUACCACUCAAGAUAAAKCCAAGACUUUACGUGGACAAGUUGUAUGCAGCUUUUGUGGUAUUUUUUUUUAUCAGAAUAAAGUGCCUUACUUAUGCAAAUUAGUUGCCUUGACUAGGUUAACCUGUUUGUUUAUGCAGCUGUAAAUAAAUAUUUCCAAAAGAAAACAGUAUUCCAAAAAUAUUAAUGAUGAUUAAAAUAGUUUGGUAUUAAACAACUCUGUGCAUUUAGAGUUUUUAGUGGGAUAAAAAAAAUACAUUGUGAAUCCAUUCAUCCAUUUUUUUUACCAGUCUUUUCUUUUCCGAGUCACGGGGAGCUGGUACCAGCAGUGUGAGGGGACGGGGGACACCCUGGACAGGUUGCAAGUCCAUCCCAGGGACACAAUCAAUUAUUUGCAAUCUUCUCCUGUAGGAACAAUUUAGAGUUAGCAGUUGAGCUAACAUGCAUGUUCUUGUUCUGUGCGAUGAAACAGGAGCACCUGGACAAAAUCAAUACACAGGAAGAGCAUGCAAACUACCCAGAAAGACCCCAGGCUGUGGCAAACCUGCAACUUUCUCGCUGAGAGGGGAUCCCUCUAACCACUGCCUACAUUGUAAAUAAAAUGCAAAGCAUAAAAUA
Molecule: messenger RNA, 3515 nt
Organism: Austrofundulus limnaeus
Lineage: Eukaryota; Metazoa; Chordata; Actinopteri; Cyprinodontiformes; Rivulidae
Gene: bicc2
Product: bicaudal C homolog 2
Exons: 19
Coding region: 12-2714 (900 amino acids)
Cellular component (GO): cytoplasm
Molecular function (GO): RNA binding; protein binding
Source: RefSeq, a predicted model, not a curated record